CGGCUGUGCGGAUCCACACUUCAGGAUCACUGGCUCUCCGGGGCGGUAGAGAGUCCACGACCGCUCAGGUUGACUCCAAGUACUCUCAGUCCCUCGCUGCUCCAUGGACGCACCGGCAGCCUCCACACCAUGCACCUCUGAACGCUCACAAACGCCGUCUGUUGUUUAGCCUGAGCGGCGGGAGAGAGGGGAAAAGUCUGCUGGAUCACUUUCUAUAUUCUCCGUGGAGGAAGCGGUGCUGUUUGCCCCGGGUCUACCUGCUCGCACAGCACCCAUGAAUUCAGAUAAAAAUGUGUACCUCGGCAGAGACAAAGGCAUCAUGCGGAAGAGAGCCCUGCUCCUUCGGAAAGGUUGCAGCUUCGAGAUUACCAGCUCCGCCUCGGAGGACCUGGGCUGCAGGCGCGGAGACUUCAGCAGGAAACACUAUGGGUCGGUGGAGCUGCUGAUUUCCAGUGACGCAGAUGGGGCUAUUCAGAGGGCAGGACGCUUCAGGGUGGAGAAUGGCUCAUCGGAUGAGACUUCGGACUACACCCCAGGAACCUGGAGGAGAACCGAUGUCCAUCUGGAGAAUCCAGAGUACCACACCAGAUGGUUCUUCAAAUACUUCCUGGGAAAAGUCCACCAGAACUAUGUGGGUACAGAUGCAGACAAGAAUCCCUUCUACCUGUCAGUUGUCCUCUCAGACCAGAACAACCAGCGGGUUCCUCAGUACAGAGCUAUCCUCUGGAGAAAGAUGGGAACUCUGAAGAUCAGCCUCCCGUACAGCCCGACCAAAACACUAUCGGUCAAGUCCAUCCUCAGUGCAAUGAACAUGGACAGGUUUGAGAAAGGCCCCAGGGAGAUCCUCAACCCUGAGAUUCAGAAGGAUCUGCUGGUGCUGGAGGAACAGGAGGGUUCUGUCAACUUCAAAUUUGGUGUCCUGUAUGCCAAAGACGGACAGCUCACAGAUGACGAGAUGUUCAGCAACGAGACGGGGAGCGAGAGCUUCGAUAAGUUUCUCAAUCUGCUUGGUGAAAACAUUACUCUGCAGGGAUGGGCAGGAUACCGCGGAGGGCUCGACACAAAGAAUGACACUACAGGAAUGAAGUCCAUCUACACAGUGUAUCAGGGCCAUGAGCUAAUGUUCCAUGUGUCCACCAUGUUACCCUACUCCAAAGAGAACAAACAGCAGGUGGAAAGAAAGAGACACAUUGGAAAUGACAUUGUCACCAUCGUAUUCCAGGAAGGGGAUGACGCAUCGUCAUCCUUCAAACCAUCGAUGAUCCGAUCGCACUUCACCCAUAUUUUUGCUUUAGUUCGGUAUAAUAGCCAGAAUGACAGUUACAGGUUGAAGAUUUUCUCAGAGGAGAGCGUUCCACUGUUUGGACCCCCUCUCCCAUCUCCAUCUGUAUUUACUGAUCACCAAGAAUUCAGGGACUUUUUAUUAGUCAAAUUAAUCAAUGGAGAGAAAGCCACACUGGAGACGCCAACGUUUGCCCAGAAGCGUCAGCGGACCCUCGAUAUGUUGAUCCGCUCGCUCUACCAAGACCUCAUGCCUGACCUGCACAAGGUUCCUUUUUCUCCCCAGAACAUGUUAAAUCGACGGUCAUUCAGCGACGUCCUGCCCGAGUCUCCAAAAUCAGCACGCAAGAAGGAGGAGGCACGGCAGGCUGAAUUUGUGAGGAUAGGGCAGGCCCUGAAGCUGAAGACCAUUGUGAGAGGAGAUGCCCCCACCAGUCUUGUUACCACAGGCCUGUGCAGAAAAGAGCCAUGGGAGUCCCAGUCGUUCUGCAGCACCUUCCCCUAUGAGAUGGUGUGCGCCGACUCCUGGGGUCAGUCGCUGCUGGGCGCCACCGACACAGCGGGGGUCAUGCUGCUGGAUGGCCCAGAUCCAGCUUCAUCCAACGCUGAGACGCAGGCUCUGCCUCCGGUGCAGGUGUUCGACAAAACCAUGGUGGUGAAGCAGAUGCACGUUCUCGAGCCUCAGGACCUGCUCAUCACCAGGGCCGACAAAGGGAAGGACGCUCGGGUCUAUGUGUUCAGACUCAACACGCUCAAGAGAGGCCUGGAGGAGAAGCAGCUCGUCAGGAGCAAGUGUGACAGUCGGGAAAAUAAACUGGAGAAAACUAAAGGCUGUCAUUUGUACUCCAUCAACACCCACCACGGCUCCGAGCUGAGGAUAGUAGCAGCCAUCAGGAACAAACUCCUCCUCAUCACCAGGAAACAACCGCGAUUCGAGGGCCUCAGCGCCGUCUCCGCGGGACCGGACUCGCCAGUGGAGGAGUUCCAGUACAUACGGGAGAUCUGUCUGUGUGACCCUCCGAUGGUGAUGGCGCUGGUGGACGGCCCGACGGGGGAAAAUGACAACAUGAUCUGUGUGGCCUACAAACACCAGUUUGACCUGAUCAAUGAGAGCACUGGAGAUGCCUACCGGCUACAUCACGUAGACGCCAACAGGGUAAAUUUUGUAGCAGCCAUCGAUGUGUAUGAAGACGGCGAGGCGGGUCUGCUGUUGUGUUACAACUAUAGUUGUUAUUAUAAGAAAGUGUGUCCGUUUAACGGCUCCACACCCAUGAUCCAGUCCAACACCUCGGACUUCAACUUCAGCUGGAACCAGAUGCCCAACGCUAUUGUUUGCGCAUUUCCUUACAUCCUGGCCUUCACAACGGACUCCAUCGAGAUCCGACUGGUGGUAAAUGGCAACCUGGUUUACACCGCAGUGGUUCCAGAGCUGCAGUUGGUUGCUUCACGGUCCGACAUCUAUUUCGUUUCGUCGGCUCCGGUCAGCUCGGCCUCCAACUGCAGCUCAAGAGAUACCAGCUCCCAGAGUUCCCCGCAGACGCCCACCGGCUACGAGAUGCCCGUGUUCCCCUCGCCGCUCGGUGAUGAUUCAAUACGGAUCCCCUAUGGUACCAAGCUUUCCCUGUACAUGUCUAAGGAUGCCGAAGGUGAAGCAGCAUGUAAGCAAAUGUUCAAGAUCCCUCUGUGUAACUUGGUCGGCCGCAGCAUUGAGAGACCCCUCAAGUCCCCGCUGGUCAACAAGGUUAUGACGGCGCCGGCUCCCGCCAUAGUGCCGCCGACUCCCCUCAUCUCUGCAACACACUCACUGUCCCUCUCACGCAUGGAAAUCAAAGAGAUAGCCAGCCGCACGCGGAAGGAGCUGCUUGGCUUGACAGAGGAGCCAAGUGGGAAGUCGGACAGUGGGUCGGUCAAACAGAGGAAGAUGAGCAAGAAGAACACGGAGGAGGAGCCCAAAGCGCGAGCACUGACGUCGACAAACAGCGACAGGUUAGAGUCAGAGUCUUUUGACGCAGACCUGGACGCCCAGCUGCAUGGUUCGUCCAGUUCGGAGGCUGAGCCGGAGAAGGCGCUGCUGCUGGGGGAGAGCCCGCCUCUCGCCAGCGCGUUUGCCCUCUCGACUUCCUUUGAAGAAGAUGUCCUGGACCUAAAGUGAAGACAAUCCCAUCGUGCACUUCUCGGCCCACCCACUCCUGUACUGUCACCAUUACUUUUAUCGUUUGGAAUCCUUUGUUCUUGUCUUGUUUUUUUUGUUAGUUUGUUGGUUUGUUGAUUUUAAAUCUACAGACUCACCAGUCAUUGGACAAGACGAGUACAUUGGGAGUUAGAUGCUGUGUCCGUGAGCCUGUCAGUCUUCGUGAGCUGUCCCUCAGCCGCUGCGUGUUGGGUGUUUGUGUUGCCCCGCACGAAAAAUACCCAAAGAGGCGAUGAGGUCAUGGCAGAUGCCGUGGUUUAUUCAGAGUUCUGCAAUGUUUUUCGAGACAAUGUAAACGGUUUGAUCCCGAACCUCAAACUGAAUGUAAAUCUACACAUUGAGGCAAGGCUAAAGCCCUCGCGUUCACAAUGCCCUCGGAAGUUGCUAGAGCUUAAUAUGUGUUGUAUAUUAUGUGAUUAUUUCCAAUCCACUUUCAAAUGUUGUAAGAUAUGCAUAUAUGUGUGUGUGUGUGUGUGCAUCUGUUUAUACAUGGAAAUGCAUACACAGUAACAGGCAUGUGUGCUUGUCAUGCCUGUGAUGCAUAUUUAUAGAUAUAUUAUAAAAAUCCAUUUUAUUCCCAGAUUUAGUAAAAGUAUGAUGUUUUA
Messenger RNA from Platichthys flesus (European flounder), 4077 nucleotides. It is a transcript of the gene garnl3, whose product is annotated as GTPase activating Rap/RanGAP domain like 3. Gene Ontology annotation, molecular function: GTPase activator activity. Gene Ontology annotation, cellular component: cytoplasm. The record is from RefSeq and is a predicted model, not a curated record. The coding region runs from base 275 to 3433 and encodes 1052 amino acids. Gene Ontology annotation, biological process: regulation of small GTPase mediated signal transduction; activation of GTPase activity. Lineage: Eukaryota; Metazoa; Chordata; Actinopteri; Pleuronectiformes; Pleuronectidae. The transcript is spliced from 32 exons.